Messenger RNA from Suillus plorans, 1440 nucleotides. RefSeq lists its product as uncharacterized. Lineage: Eukaryota; Fungi; Basidiomycota; Agaricomycetes; Boletales; Suillaceae. Bases 1 to 1440 code for a protein of 479 amino acids. The record is from RefSeq and is a predicted model, not a curated record. The transcript is spliced from 8 exons.
AUGUCAGAGAAGAAUCCACGGAAGCGCGCAGCAUCUAACGUUGCAGAACCUGUUGUACACAAGCAGGCACGAGUGCGAGCCCAACCGCUGGCUCGAGUGCCCAAAAAACACGGUGCCACACAGCUCUUUGACUCCGAGUCAGAUGAUUUUGGGCCCGAGGGAAGUGACGGGGGCUUGUCUGAUUCGGAUAGUAGUGGAGCUCUGUCAGAUGUCAACCCUGAGGAGUCGGAUGACGGUAUUCUGGGACUCGACCCGAAGAAACUAAAGGCCACACUGGACUAUGAACGGCCUCAAUUUGCUAGCUCUGCCUCGUCCAUCAGGUCAGUCGCAAGUGCUCUGCUGUCAGAUGAUGAUGCCCUCGCUGAGGAGCACAUCGCCAUCGACCCUGAGGUCGAGGAGACAAACAAGUCUGUGCCCCGCUACCGUGUUUCGAACCAUAAUGGUUUGAGUAAGAUGGUCAAAGGGGCAUUGAGAGGAGGGAAACAGCUUCAGAAGCGAGAGCAAGAGAGACCAACUUGGCGGUCACCCAAGGACUCCGUCGACGAUACGAUCAGCGAAGGACCGCCUGCUGUUCGUUCUCGUGAGGAUGACUGGCCCGCUCCUUGUCGCAUUGUAUAUAGUGGUUCAGGCAAGGUAAAUCUGACAGAGCAACAACCUCACAUUCAAGAGAUGCUCCGGGCAGCCAUUACCUCCCUUCAUGAACACAUCCUGUUCGAAAACUCGUAUCCGGAAUUACAGCAACAGAGAAAACUCAUGGCCGACGUCCUUAUGUCAUGUACCAAAGACGGAGAAGACUUUGACGCUGUGAGGAAUUGCCUGGCGAAGGACUCGAAGUAUGUGCGUGCGUUAUCUACAGUGCCUGAAGGCCGGAUUGGCAGCAUCCGUGGGAACGUCAGAAAGGCUGCGCAAGCACAUGUCGCCACCCACUACGGUCUGACCAAAGGUGCUGACGAGCGAGUCUCACACCUUCUCAAAAACAAUGCCUACAUAUAUCCGGUGAAUGCCAAGGGGGAUCUUGUCCGCACGAAGCCGUUUCAAGCUCCUGCGAUUUUGGACACCAUUGAGGAUGCAUUCUUCAACGACGAGCUGGGUGCAGGAGUGAAAUGGCACGACCAUUUGACGUCCAUACUCGACGACCAUCCAGAGGAAGUGGAGCUGCCUGUUGCGAUGGUGGCUCUCGCUAGCGCUGCGGUAUGCUCGGUUAUUAUGCAGUACUCCUCCGAGAAAUACGACCGUGACUUCAACUCGGACAUGUAUGGGGGGAUUUAUCGAAAGUUGGUCGGCGUGUUGAAUGCCAUCUUCCAGACCAGUCAGCGGAAGUUUCAUGUGCCCGUGCACUCGUUAUAUAAAUCCGUCUAUGGAUCAAAGCGCAAGGCAGACGAACCUAGCGCCGCGGAGACACUCAUGUUUCUCGAUAUCGAAGGUAUGGCUGAGGAAUGA